Molecule: messenger RNA, 1944 nt
Organism: Pan troglodytes (chimpanzee)
Lineage: Eukaryota; Metazoa; Chordata; Mammalia; Primates; Hominidae
Gene: ALKAL1
Product: ALK and LTK ligand 1
Exons: 5
Coding region: 574-963 (129 amino acids)
Biological process (GO): positive regulation of ERK5 cascade; positive regulation of ERK1 and ERK2 cascade
Molecular function (GO): receptor tyrosine kinase binding; receptor signaling protein tyrosine kinase activator activity
Source: RefSeq, a predicted model, not a curated record
GCUUUUUUCCGUCCGGACCUAGGCGCCGCGGGUUCUACUGACCCCGCCAGCCAGGGGAAGCCGUGACGGACCCCGAGGCUCGGGGGUGGGGGCGGCGGGAGACAGAGCCCAGGGAGAACCGCCGGGGCGACGCGGCAGUUACCCUACUGGGUCCUCCCGGGGACGGCGACCAGAGAGCGAGCCCGGGGUCUGGAUCCGAGGCAGGCGUUGCGCAGGGAGCCCUGAGACCCGCUGAGUCCGAGGCUGGUGCCCGCCCGGCCCAGCGCGGACUUCCGAGGGUCCCGCGCGCUGGGACACGCCCUCAUCCUGGGGGACGACCCCGUGGCCCCAGGCACCGCCUCCCGUUCCCGCCCCGCGCCCCGCAGCGCUUAGGCUUCGGCACACUGAGGACCGAGUCCCAGUGCAGCUCCAGCCGACCCCCGGGACGUAGACAAGAGCAGGCGCGCGGUGAAGACUGCGGCCGGCCGCGUAGCCGCGCUGUGGUCCCGCUGGCCUUCUCUUGGGCCGCGCACCCUCCGGACCUGCGUCGGGAUCCUCCCCGAGUCUUCCGCUCUCUCCUCCCGGCUUGCGAACAUGCGGCCCCUUAAGCCCGGCGCCCCUUUGCCCGCACUCUUCCUGCUGGCGCUGGCUUUGUCCCCGCACGGAGCCCACGGGAGGCCCCGGGGGCGCAGGGGAGCGCGCGUCACGGAUAAGGAGCCCAAGCCGUUGCUUUUCCUCCCCGCGGCCGGGGCCGGCCGGACUCCCAGCGGCUCCCAGAGCGCAGAAAUAUUCCCAAGAGACUCUAACUUAAAAGACAAAUUCAUAAAGCAUUUCACAGGGCCGGUCACAUUUUCACCAGAAUGCAGCAAACAUUUCCACCGACUCUAUUACAAUACCAGGGAGUGCUCAACGCCAGCUUAUUACAAAAGAUGUGCUAGAUUGUUAACAAGAUUAGCAGUGAGUCCACUGUGCUCCCAGACCUAGCAAAACUACCCUACAUUUCCUAAGAAUGUACAUCUAAUUUGAAGAAAAAGUGCCUCAAAUCAUGCAAAAUGUAAAAAAAGAUGAAAUUUAUAUUUUUAUGGAUAUUAAGAUGAGUAAAAUAAGAGACUUCCCAGAAAUAACUGGUUAGCUGUUUCCUGUCAUAGAAUGGAGUCUUUCUUGCUUUAUCUUUUUGUGUAUACAGUAAUUUAUAAUUUUGUAAAAUAGAGUUUGAAUCGCAUAUUGAAAAUUAGAUAUUAAAAAUUGUGUGAUUGUAUUUUAUUUUUACUAGAUAUAUUAUUUUCUUUAUAUGGUUAACAUUCUAAUUAAACAUUUAAUUGUGUAAAUUAUAUCUGUGAGUGCCAGUGAGAAAUAAUGAUUUUUUUGUAUAUGACUGUUAGUAUAUAUUUGUCAAAUCAUCGUGUACCAAGUUAAAUUUUAUAAUUCUUAUUUAAUAUUUAAAUACAUUUCUUUAGAACUUGUUGUCUUCACUUGCAUUAAUUUGAACUGUGAAUUUUAUUAAAGUUGAAAUAUGAAAAAGUGUGUUGUUUCCUUUGAAUUAAGGAUGUUUGUAAUAGAGGUUAUGCUUUUGAAGUGUGAUUACUAUAUAGGUAUAGGUAUAUGUGUAUAAAUAUGUGUUGUUUGAAUUGAUAAUUAGAAUCCUGAGACAAUUUCUGCCUUUUAAAGUUAGAACAUCUGGUAUUGCUCUCUUAAAUACAAAGAAGUCCAGUUGUUCUUGGACUGGCGAGCUGUACAUCAAGGAGUGAGAAGAAUGUAUGGGUGGCCUGAAUGCUCUGUUUAGAAUGUAGCAGAAUACUCUGAUGCAUCCAGGAAGUUUCAUUUAAAAACAACAGUGAAAAAAAAUCGUGACCCUACAACAAAACAAUGGAGAACCUCCAUCCCUUUAAUUAGUAGACAAAUCAUGAGUUGCUUAACAAUACCUAAACAGUGCAGUCAUUGACUUUGUAUCACUUGCCAACUGCU